Asterias rubens (European starfish) is the source of this 5934-nucleotide messenger RNA. RefSeq names its product fibrillin-1-like. Lineage: Eukaryota; Metazoa; Echinodermata; Asteroidea; Forcipulatida; Asteriidae. Bases 74 to 5776 code for a protein of 1900 amino acids. The transcript has 40 exons. Gene Ontology annotation, molecular function: calcium ion binding. The record is from RefSeq and is a predicted model, not a curated record.
GUCGUCAUCAUCAUCAUCAUCAAGUGGUACGAGCGGCGGUCUUUUCUCUAAUGGACGAGUCGUGACGUCAUCAAUGAGAUCUUCAUCGUCUGUUGUUAACUACAAUGGUAGAACGUCAUCAUCUGGUUCCACUCUGGCGGGAAACAGCCCCUUGGCACGGUACCACAUUAGAGGGCCUUGCUUUAGACGAGUCACCACAAACCAAUGCCUCGCCCCGAUGUCCGACGCUACCACUCUCCACGACGAUUGCUGUGCCACUGUCGGUCAGGCUUGGGGCACUAGCUGUCACAUGUGUCCCCAACAACUCGGACGUGAAAAUCAUUGCAAUAGCGGUUUUAAGAAGGUUCCAGGUUCGGAAACAAGGUGCAUGGAUGUAAAUGAGUGUACGGCUUUCGACAACAUUUGUAUGAAUGGCAACUGCGUUAACACACGUGGUAGUUACCGCUGUCACUGCAGGCCCGGAUAUUCAUUGGAUCCGACCGGAACUAUGUGCACGAUGGAGGCCAAACGGAGAUGUUUCAGACGGAUAUACGACGGUCGAUGCCUGGCGUCGAGCGCCUCUGGUCGGCCGACUACACGAAUGGAGUGCUGCUGCGGAAUCGGCUUGGCAUGGGGCUCAACGGCGUGUGAGCUUUGCCCGGCCAAAGGAUCUGCUGAAUAUCGUGCUAUGUGCCCACAAGGUACGGGAUACCAUUAUGUUCCUGGGAAGAGCCUAUCUAGUAACGCCAUUGACCCUAAUGCAUGUGAAGAAAAUAGUCUAUUGUGUACAUAUGGGGACUGUGUUAACACACAGGAUGGAUACAAGUGUAACUGCAGAAGGGGAUUUAGAUCUAUCAAUGAUGGACAAGCUUGCGAAGAUAUUGACGAGUGUCGAGAAAAUCAGGAUAUAUGCCACGGUGGACGCUGCAUCAACUCGAUGGGUAGCUACUUCUGCAGAUGUACAAACAGCGGAGGCCUGCAACAAAACGGCAACAUAUGUCGAGAUAUCAAUGAGUGCUUACAGAGUCCAUGCGGAGUGAAUGCGUGUCUGAAUACGUAUGGCAGUUACUACUGUAUGCCGUCAUCAUGCAUCAAGGGGUAUCACUAUGACAGCAGGGCACAUCACUGUAGAGAUAUCAAUGAAUGUAAUGAUGAAGAUAGUUGUGUGAAUGGCCAGUGUGUCAACCAACCAGGAUCCUAUCGCUGUGUAUGCCCGACAGGAACACACAUGUCUACAACGGAGGAUAACACAUGCAUUGAUGUUGAUGAAUGUAGCGAGUCACCUGAAGUUUGUGGUGGAAAUGGAAUUACUUGCGCCAAUACCUUUGGUAGCUACACCUGUGAGUGCCCCAAUGGUGCCAUGUAUGUUGAAGACAUGCCCGGCUGCAUCUACAUGGACACCUUUACUGUUGAAACAACGCCAGCUUCUCCCGCGACGCCCGAUGAAGAAGAGCAAGGUCCAGAGAGGAAGGACUGCUACGCUUCUGUUGACGACCCCAAUUUCUGCAGCAAUACUUUAUCCUCUAAUGCUACCAGGCAGGAAUGCUGCUGCAGCGUGGGUGCUGGCUGGGGAGAUGACUGCCAGCUCUGGAUUUGCCCGCCGGAAGACUCAUUUGAAUACAACCAGGUUUGUCCAAUGGGGCGAGGGCAUGCAGAGAUUGAGGGCAUAGAGGGAUUGCAUCCUGUUUUAGCAGCACAGAGAGACACAGGUAUCAAUGAGUGCAAAGUAUUUCCACAGAUCUGUGGUGAGUUAUCCUGCUCUGAUCUAAAUAUGAUGUACACAUGUGAAUGUCCAGAAGGCCAACAAUACAACAUGGACAACAAGGAAUGUGAAGGCAUUAAUGAGUGUGAGACAAGCCCAGGUGUCUGUGGUAGAUACCCCUGCGUUGAUCUAGAGGUCUCUCAUACCUGCCAAUGUCCUGAUGGUCUCCGGUACAACCUCGACGACAGAAAAUGUGAAGGCAUCAAUGAAUGUGAAGAGGACCCUGAUAUCUGCCAAGGAAAACAAUGUGUUGAUCUUGAGGUGAUGUAUACCUGUGAGUGCCCCGAGGGUACCCGCUACAAUAGAGAGAACAGUCGCUGCGAGGGUAUCAAUGAGUGCGACGUCAACCCAGGAAUCUGUGGGAGUUUGCCAUGUGAGGAUCUGGAGACUCUGUAUACCUGCCGUUGCCCUAAUGGGUACCAGUACGAUAGAGAAAGCAGACGCUGUGAAGAACUCAAUACCUGUACCCGCUAUCCGACCAUCUGUGGUGAGGGGACUUGCGUGAUUGAUCGCUUUGGAGGAUUCCAAUGUACCUGCCCACAGGGACAGGAGUUCAGGCGCAACAGUCGCACCUGUCAUGAUAAGAACUGGUGUCGAAACAGUCAUUGCGGUAAUGGAACCUGUGUGGAGACCUUAGACAGCUUCCAGUGUGUGUGUCCAGAAGGAUUUGAAUAUAGAGCAGAAUACUACACCUGUCUAGCUCUUGACGAGUGUAGAAGAUAUCCAGAUAUUUGCGGCAAUGGGACCUGCGUGGCCAGAGAUCGCUCCUACCGAUGUCAGUGUCAGGAAGGAUAUGAAUUCAAGAAUCAGUACCGUGCUUGCGUAGUUUCCAAUGAGUGUGUAGCAUAUCCCGAUAUAUGCGGAAAUGCAACCUGUGUGAACGGAGACCGCUCUUAUGAAUGCCAAUGCCCAACUGGUUAUAACUUCGAUACUGAACAUGGUUAUUGUAUUUUAACGAAUGACUGCUUAGCGUACAAUGACAUCUGCGGUAAUGGAUCCUGUGUCAUGACAUCGGAUGGCUAUCAUUGUGUUUGCUACCAGAAUGGUUAUGAAUAUGAUUACACCUCUGGAGGAUGCAUAAUGACUGACAAGUGUCUAGCGUACCCAGAUAUAUGUAGCAAUGGGACGUGCUUCAGUGACGCUGCUGGAUAUGAGUGUAUGUGCCCUGACGGCUAUGAAUGGGACGGAACUCUAGGAUUCUGUGCGGUACUUGACUUAUGCAGAAUCCAUGGCAGUACAUGCAAUAACGGAACAUGCGUGAUAGUCGGCGACACCAUUAACUGUCUCUGUCCCAAUGGAUACCAGUUUGAUCUUACUCUGAGAGUCUGUGUAGAAAUCACCACCUGUACCCGCUAUCCGACCAUCUGUGGUGAGGGGACGUGUGUGAUGGAUCGCUUUGGAGGAUUCCAAUGUACCUGCCCACAGGGACAGGAAUUCAUUCGGUCAACACGCACCUGUCAGGGGCAAGAUUUGUGUCGGAACAGUCAUUGUGGUAAUGGUACAUGCGAAGAGACUGCCGAUAGCUUCCAGUGUGUGUGUCCAGAAGGUUUUGAAUAUAGACCAGAGUACUACACCUGUCUCGACAUAAAUGACUGCAGGUCUGAUCCAGAUAUUUGCGGCUCAGGUCGUUGUGUCAAUCAUGUACCGGGAUACACCUGUGAAUGUUACACAGGGUUUACUCUGGAUGAGCGCCAGACUACAUGUAUAGAUGUUAAUGAGUGUGAACAGCACCCCUGCUCUGGUGGUCGAUGCUUCAACACUGAAGGGAGUUAUACCUGCGAAUGCCAGGAUGGUUACGAGUAUAGCCACUCAUACAGGCGCUGUCUCGAUAUUGACGAGUGUGAAUCCAACCCAUGUGGAGGGGUUGGUUGUGUGAACACCAAAGGUAGCUUCUCAUGCAGCUGUCCACGAGGUUUCAUAUUUGAUGACGAGGCACAAAUCUGCGUUGACUUGGACGAAUGUGUACACUACGCGGGGGUGUGCGGUAACGCUACCUGCCUUAACUAUGUUGGCAAGUUUGAUUGUAAAUGUGCGGCGGGAUUUAGACUUGACAGGAUUUUGCGUGCCUGUCUCGAUAUCAAAGAAUGUGAUGAUAGACCGUGUGGGAAUGCAAGAUGUUUAGAGCUUGAGGGCUCCCACCUGUGUGAAUGUCCAGCUGGAUACGCCUUUAAUCAAGAGUCUCUUUUAUGCGAAGCUGAGAAUGGAAAUAGUUGCACCAGUGUGCCAGGUAUUUGUGGUAACGGUACCUGUGUACCUAACGGUGAGGAUCAUGACUGCGAAUGCCCGGACGGAGAAAGAUUUAGCUGGCAGAGUAAUCACUGUCAAGAUAUCAAUGAAUGUGCAGAGUUCCCUAGAAUCUGUGGCCAGGCUAACUGCAUCAAUAAGUAUGGAGACUACAGCUGUUCUUGUAUUGAAGGCUAUGAACACGAUGCAUCAUCUAGAUCAUGUAUUGAUAUAGAUGAAUGUUCAGUGAACGAGGACAUAUGUAAUAAUGGGUUAUGCGUGAAUGAGGAUGGCGGGUUCCUGUGCAUCUGCCCUGCACGCUCAGCCUUUGACUACAACACCAUGUUCUGUGUGCCAACAGGUGACCCCAACUCAUUACCAGAGCCCCCUAGACGCGCUUUCACCGGCGGUAACACGGAGAGUAUCAAUGAAUGUAACCAAACACCCAGCCCAUGCACCGAUGGAAUAUGCAUUGAUACCGAUGCAGGAUUCAGAUGCCAAUGCACCGACGGGUAUCGACUGAUUGAGGACGAGAACCGAUGUGUUGAUAUAAAUGAAUGUGCAUCUCAGGAAGAGGUUUGUCUGUAUGGUAAUUGCAUUAAUGAGAAGGGCUCCUUCCGUUGUGAAUGCAGAGAGCCGCUGACCCUGGAUAGCACCGGCCGGAGAUGUAUAUCUGUUAUCGGUGUGGUCGGUACAGAAAGAGACAAUAGAAAGAGUCUUUGCUGGCACAAAACAGAUAAUCCCGGGUACGAGUCAGUGUGUGGAAUGAUCGUUAAUACAGCUCUGACUUACAAGGAAUGUUGCUGCUCUGAAGGAGUGGGUUGGGGAACAAGUUGCGACCCUUGCCCUCCCAACGGUGGAUAUGAACAAGGAGUUCUCUGUGAGACUGGUCAGGAUCCAUCGGGUCAAACUGGCUCAGGACCGGCCGCUGUCCGUGAGUACCCAGACGGCUUCUAUCAUCCAACUGGUGAGGAUGGAAUAUACGCACACGGUUCUGAAGGGACGACCAGCGUAGUGGAGGUGUUUAAUCCAAAUGUUGGUCCAGACCAAGGUGGUCCUCGUCCAUUUAGAGAACCGUAUCCGACUGGUCAGUCCACUGGAGGUUCUCCACCCUACACUGGUAGGCAACCUCCCUACACAGGCGGGCAACAACCGAACCCUGCUGGUCAGCCACCGUACUAUGGUGGUCAGUCACCAAACCCUGCCGGUCAACCUCCCUACUACGGUGGUCAGUCACCAAACCCCGGUGGCCAACGACCCUACUAUGGGGGACAGACACAGAAUGCUGGCGGUCAACCUCUUAACACUGGCGGUCAACAACCUUAUUAUGGUGGCCAGUCACCAAAUCCUGUCCGUCCAAAUCCCUACUACGGUGGGCAGACGCCAAACCCUGGCGGUCAACCCCCGUACACUGGCAGACAACCUCCCUACACAGGUGGUCAGUCACAAACUCCAAGCGGGCAGCCUCCGUACUACGGAGGGCAGCAGCAACCAUACCCUAGUGGUGGGCAGAACUACCAAGGAGGAGGGCAGCAACCAACAUACCCUGGCCGACAACAGCCCAACUAUAACCCCAACCCUAACACCAGGCCACAAGGUGUUAAUCCUAGACCUCAAACUGGAGGUGGAGGACAGCCAAGCAGGGGCACAUCUGGGCAAGGCGCAGGUGCCUGUGAUAGUUUACCACAAAACAUCUGCGGUCAAGGGAAGUGCCUCAAUGUGGAGGGGACCUACACAUGCCAGUGCUACGCUGGCUUCUCAUUUGAUAACGACCAAAAACGCUGCGUACGAGCAAGAUACAACAGAGGCUGAUCAGCAACUCUUUCUUAAAAUCUUAAUAUCUUUUUCUGUGUAUGUUUUGAUGUGGUUUUUAUCGGUUGUGCCUUCCAUUGUACAAAAUCCAUUUUCAAGAAGCAGCUUAUGCACAUUGGAAGGGUUGGGGCGUGGUUAUCACCCCCCCCCCCCCCCCC